Apis mellifera (honey bee) is the source of this 515-nucleotide messenger RNA. RefSeq names its product histone H4. Gene Ontology annotation, molecular function: structural constituent of chromatin; protein heterodimerization activity; DNA binding. The transcript has a single exon. Lineage: Eukaryota; Metazoa; Arthropoda; Insecta; Hymenoptera; Apidae. Gene Ontology annotation, biological process: nucleosome assembly. The record is from RefSeq and is a predicted model, not a curated record. Bases 42 to 353 code for a protein of 103 amino acids. Gene Ontology annotation, cellular component: nucleosome.
CUUCGUAGUUUGUUCUUAUUCUGUAUUUGUGAGAUUUUAAGAUGACUGGUCGUGGAAAGGGAGGAAAAGGAUUGGGAAAGGGAGGAGCAAAGCGUCAUAGAAAAGUACUUCGUGAUAACAUCCAAGGUAUCACAAAACCAGCAAUUCGUCGAUUGGCUCGUCGUGGCGGUGUUAAACGUAUAUCUGGUUUAAUUUAUGAAGAAACUCGCGGUGUUUUGAAAGUUUUCUUAGAAAAUGUUAUCCGCGAUGCAGUUACUUACACCGAACACGCUAAACGGAAAACUGUAACGGCUAUGGAUGUCGUUUAUGCUCUGAAAAGGCAAGGACGUACUCUUUAUGGUUUUGGAGGUUAAAAUGGAGGAUCAUUGUUUUCAUCAACGAUCAGCAAAAACGGCCCUUCUCAGGGCCACAAUUUUCUUUCAACUUGAGAACACUCGCUUGUUCAAUUCAAUUUAAAAUAUUUUUUUAUCUAUAUUAUAUUCUAAAUGUGUUAAAUAAAGUCAUAUUUUGUGUUA